CUGUGGCGUGAAGCCCUGGGGGACUUGGCAGUGCCUGGAGGGUGGGGACAAGGCCACAGGCCCACCAUCAUCACCAUGCUGGGGAUCCUCGUGGUGCUCUGCCUCAUCCCUGCUGCAGAUGUAACAGAAAACAAGAUUCUAGUGGCUCAGAGUCCUUUGCUCAUUGUAGCUAAUAGGACGGCAACUCUAGUCUGCAACUACACAUAUAACGGAACAGGGAAGGAAUUUCGAGCAUCACUGCACAAAGGAACAGACAGUUCAGUUGAAGUCUGCUUUAUUUCAUGGAACAUGACCAAAAGUAACAGUAAUUCAAAUAAAGAAUUCAACUGUUGGGGAAAUCAUGAUAAGGACAAAGUAAUCUUCAAUCUUCGGAAUAUGACUGCCAGCCAAACUGACAUCUACUUCUGCAAAAUUGAGGCCAUGUAUCCGCCUCCAUAUGUCUAUAAUGAGAAGAGCAACGGGACUGUCAUUCAUGUGAGAGAGACACCCAUCCAGACACAAGAACCCGAGUCUGCAACUUCGUACUGGGUUAUGGUGGCAGUGACAGGACUUCUUGGUUUCUACAGUAUGCUUAUAACUGCAGUCUUUAUAAUCUACCGGCAAAAAUCCAAGAGGAACAGGUACCGUCAGAGUGACUACAUGAAUAUGACCCCCCGGCAUCCACCUCACCAAAAGAACAAGGGCUACCCAUCCUAUGCACCAACACGAGACUACACUGCGUAUCGCUCCUGGCAGCCAUGAUACCCACCAGCAUAACACCACUAUCCUCAUGUGCUUCUAGGCAGUCACCUGCUCUUGGAAUGGAAGGACAGCCUGUCAUUUCCUCAUCGUGUUUGUUACAAUUGACCAUGGAUACCUACACCACAGCAAGUAUUGGCUAAACUUCACUAUUCAAAGAUAAAAGAUAAACAUAAAAAGGGGGGAAAAAGACAAAAAAGGAUUGUUUUCCAUGAUGGCUGAAAACGUGGUGUAACUUGUUUUGAGGUUUGUCAGUGGGUAAGAAAGAAGGAUGGCACUGGACCUCAGAGCAGGUCUCCUCCUAACGUGUGUGGGUUUUUUUGAGCUGCUUGAGGAACCUGAACCAGAACCACAACUUCUGACCUUUCCCAACAACCACUGCCUUAGCCUUAGCCUGUUAUUUCUUUUCCUGCAUGUUUAAUCCUCCAAAAACACUGUUGCUGUGAAAUAAGAAAAAAUGAAAAAAAAACCUAAACAAAAUGCUUCCCUCUGAGCCCAGAGCAGAGUUUGAGAUUUGAGACAAAUGUUCAAAAGAGUUGGAAAAGUCAGUCAGAACGUAGCUGAGCAAUUAGGCUAUAGCACAAGUGGGCUGUCAGGGCAAAGCAAGAUUGAAAGAAAGCUACUUAAGCAUUCAGCAUGUGAGUCCUUAGAUUGUUCACUUUUGGUUUGUAAAGAGCAUUUGAAGUCAUAACUGAGCUACUCCACAGAGUGAGAAACCAAUCCACCUGAAGAAGAAAUCAAGACAAGUUGGACUGUGAGAAAGAUUUGCCGUGACCACAAAAAACCCCAGUUCCUAUGCUUGCCUACAGCAAGAUGAUUGAAGUCAUAUGGUGAGCAUUAGAUGACACCAAUGUCAUAUUUGGAGCAGAGCUUUACCUCAUUUAUGAAUUUUUGUUUCUAUCAAUAAGGCACUUUGUUGAGUCCUCCUGAAUAUUCAUCCACUUCUUCUGGCACCUAUGUUGUACCAGAGCUCCUUUGAGAAUCAGAGUUCAGUUAUGAGCAGCUAAAGACCACCUGAACCUUUUUUCCCAUAAGCAAGCAGUGUUUUUGGUGUGAGAGUGUCCUCAGGUCCUACCACUGUGACCAGCGCCCACGUCUGCUCAUUUGCUUGCCGGGACUGCUCUAGGCACUUUGAACUUCGUGCUCACUGAAGGUUAUUUUUUAUCUAAAUAUGUUCUUCAGGGAUGCUCCCUACUGGAGUAGGGUAAAGUCUUCAACAAAGGCCUGUAUCAUUCCAUUAAUUAAGCAUGUUUACAUUAACAAGGCAUCCUAAACUGUAACUGGGGUUGUUUUAGCAUAAGAUUCUUUUUCAUACAGAGAAGAUGAGAUGUAUUUUAUAGGGAUUACUGAAUAAACAAUUAAAUGAAAAUUACAUCCAUACUUCCACUUAGAAAUAAAAUUGGGAUUGUUCAACAUUUACUUUCCUCCAAAUCAAGAUGAGAACAUUCUUCCUCUCUUUGAGGGGAGAUGACAAAAAAAUAGAGAUGUGGAAGUGUGGCAACAACUCGCUUUGAUGUCUUAACCCAAGUAAAGCUUUAGGCACUUCCAAAUUGGAAGUUUUAUUUGAGUUUGCUGACCAGGCCCUGGGCCAUUCCUGCAGAGUCACAUUACCACAAACUGUGCUCCUAGCAGAUGCUGUGGUCAGGUGCUUGCUGUCCCCAACUGGGUGAACUCUGCCAAGGAGGCCCUGGGUGACACCACAGGCUGUAUGGCUGGCCUUGGCAUCACCAAAGGCCUUCCCAGAAGAGCCAUGCUUGGCCAGCCAUGCAGCUCAUGGUGGCGCUGGUAAGAGAGGCUUAGAUGCCCACUGCCAGCAGCAGUGCUGAGUGUCUGGUACAGGACCGCUGUCUCAGACCCAGCAGGCUCUGAGACUGCCCCUCCCUAUGGCUUUGCACUGCAGCCGUGUCAGUAAGGAGCAUGUGCAAGGGCGGAGGGGAAGCAGCCAAGCAGAACCCACACAAGACCCUACACAGUCCUGGAUUGACCCUCCUCAGUAGCCCUGGCAGCAGGAUGCCAGCGCCUCGCCACAUCCCUUCAUGCUCUUUGCAGGGAGCUGCAGGCAGGCACAGCCCUCUGCCAGGGCACAGCUUUAUCUUGCCUGGCUCAACACUAUCCACAGCACCCCUGUUGUGUAAUGCAACAUUAACAAGUGCUCAGAUUGUGAUGCAGUGUGAAAAAUCACAUCUUCCAGUGCAAAUGUAAGGUGAGAUUGCGCAUGUACACUGAAAACGUAAGUGAGGGUCAAUGAUCUUCAUUUAAUCUGGGUAUGUAUAUUUUUACAUGCAGAUGUGUCAGAUCUACAUUCCUUAGAGUUUUAUUAUAUAUUUUGCAGUCUCCCUUUAAAAUUAUUAAGUGAA
Messenger RNA from Lagopus leucura (white-tailed ptarmigan), 3095 nucleotides. It is a transcript of the gene CD28, whose product is annotated as CD28 molecule. The record is from RefSeq and is a predicted model, not a curated record. Gene Ontology annotation, biological process: T cell activation; T cell receptor signaling pathway; positive regulation of T cell proliferation. The transcript is spliced from 4 exons. Lineage: Eukaryota; Metazoa; Chordata; Aves; Galliformes; Phasianidae. The coding region runs from base 76 to 741 and encodes 221 amino acids. Gene Ontology annotation, cellular component: external side of plasma membrane; membrane.